UGUUCUGCCUUGCUAAGGAUCACUAUAAGCAAACAGAUUGUUGCUUUCCCUUGUGCUCUCUGCCCUAGAACCCUCUUCUCCAGCCCCCUGGUCAAUAGUGCAGCAAGAUCAAGGGGAAUACAGGAGAUAGUGGCAGCCCCUUGCCAUGCUUCUUGUAGCUAGAAAAGCAUUUAUACGUUAGGGUCUCUAAAGGGAGAAGCAGGGAAGUAGCUACAGCAACCUCACUUGUUCUCGUCUAUAGUGCAAAAGUCUCCACUUUCUGCCACAGGACAAGUGAAGGGGAAGAAUGAGUCUGGGGUUACGAUUCAAAGUCCCGGCUGUUAGAAAUGGGCUUCCUGCUGCAUGUCUUCAGGGAUUCACAGCCUGGAGGAAUCUCUGGAUAUGCGGUCAGAGAGAUCAUCCCAGGAGGCCUGCUAGCUCCAUGGGGGGCCGAAAUCUUCCCUUAACUUCCUUAGGAUUUAGCUUCAUCCCUGCAAGUGGAAUUUUCCUGCAGAGAAAGCUUCUGGAAUGCCAAAGAGAGAAGAUGCCAAUUGCCUGUGGAGCGAGAAGGAUACAAGGGGCCAGACCUAUCUCUUUAUCCGCUGCUGCCACAGGCAUCUUUGGGAUGGGCAGAGGAGGAGAUGACAAUGGGAACCAGAAGCUCACCCUGCAGGACGUGGCAGAAUUAAUUCAGAAGAAGGAGUGUCACCGAAUGGUGGUGAUGGCUGGGGCUGGGAUCAGUACUCCCAGCGGCAUCCCAGAUUUUAGGUCUCCUGGGAGUGGCCUGUACAGUAACCUUCAGCAAUAUGACAUUCCCUAUCCAGAAGCCAUCUUUGAACUUGCCUAUUUCUUCCACAACCCUAAGCCCUUUUUCACUUUAGCUAAGGAGUUGUACCCUGGCAAUUACAGGCCUAAUUACUCCCAUUACUUCUUGCGACUCCUGCAUGACAAAGGGCUCCUUCUGCGUCUGUACACCCAGAAUAUUGACGGGCUGGAAAGAAUUGCUGGGAUCCCUCCUGAUAAGUUGGUAGAAGCUCAUGGCACUUUCGCCACUGCCACAUGUACUGUCUGUCGGAGAUCCUACCCAGGGGAGGACUUCAGAGGAGAUGUGAUGGCAGACAAGAUCCCCCACUGCCCAGUCUGCACCGGACUCAUCAAACCUGAUAUUGUGUUCUUUGGAGAGCAGCUCCCUCAGCGGUUCUUCCUACACGUGGCAGAUUUCCCCAUGGCAGAUGUGCUCUUUAUCAUUGGAACCUCCCUUGAGGUGCAGCCCUUUGCCAGUCUGGCAGAUGCAGUCCGCAGCUCUAUUCCUCGUGUGCUGAUCAAUCGAGACUUGGUGGGACCAUUUGCAUACCAGCCACAGUACAAUGAUGUGGCCUUGCUGGGAGAUGUGGUCAGUGGGGUGGAGAAGUUUGUGGAGCUGAUGGCCUGGAAGGAAGAAAUGCAGGAGCUAAUUCAAAGGGAAACAGAAAAGCUGGAUGCAAAAAACAAAUAGGACACCUGCCCUCCUGCUGCUGGAAAAUGAUGUUCACCUUGAAAAGGGGUAGGUGCUAUCCCCAUGAGCUGUGGAAACAUUACAGAAGAGAGCUGGGGAAGAUGCUCUCCAGCUUUGCAAUGGCUAAUGGACUGGACCUAAGAACUGGGGGCUCCCUGAGGACCCUUUUAGCUGCCUUGCCCCAGUAUAGAAAAAACUAUCACAAAAAACUCAUAGCAAGUGAAAACUCAGUGACAGGCUGUGGCCAGGUAUUGCAGAUGUUCCCAAUCAGAUACCUCAGCAUGGUAAUGUGUCCACUGAACUCCAUGAUCUCUACCUUUUCCUGUCUUCCAUUCACCAAAGACACACAUUUGGGGAGACUCUGCCUCUCUUUGUCUGCCAUCUUUUAACCUCUGUACAAACUGUCAUCCCAACUUUGGUGAGACUCAUUCAUUUCUUUCUCACCAGGAAUUCUGGACGAGAAAUUCAGGAUCAAAUUUUCCUAAAUGUCUUGUGAGUCUAGGCAUCCCAAGUUUUGGCUGCUAAAUCUGAAAUACCCAGGCCUGUCAGAGAGCAAGAGCUCAGAAUGUCCUGAAAAUCUGGCCUGUCCUAUUUAUAAUGCUUCAAGUUGGGCAGCCAAACAAACUCACUAAUCCACUUUUGAAAAUACUAGUUAGAUCUGUCUCGUUCUAUUACUGCUGAGAUAAGCACUGAAGUCCAGCAGACAGUUUCAUAGAAAUUGUCUGGCCCCCUGAACCAGCUCCUCAAAAAAGCAGGUCUCGAAUGCAAGUAGGCUUUUUAAUAUUUAUUUAUUGCAAAUUUGUAGUGUGCGUCAUGUGGGUAAAAUCACUGCUAAUCAGGAAGGGAAGGGAAUUUGUCUAAAAAUGAUUCUUAGAAAUCCUGCUGAUGUUGAGCAAACAACCCUGUGGGCCAGUUUAAGCAGCUCAUUGAAUGGAAUGUAGUUUGAUAUCUACACUGAUAAUACUUAUUAAUGGUAAUAAUUAAUACCUUUGCUGAUGUCUACACAUGGUAUUUCAAUGUCUUGUUUCACACAUUUCCAGCUGUCAGUGUUUUGAUUGCACUUCCUUCAAUUCUGUUCAUCUGUCCUUUUAUCAUCCCUCAUUUCUCUUACUUAUUCACUUAGCAGCUAUUCACCCUUUAUAUGCUGGCUUAGUUUCUUACAGUUUUACAGCUCACCGAAUGUUCCAGUCAUAUGGAGCAGUAGUGUCUAUUCACUGAUUCUCCUAGGGAGGGGCUAUUGGUCUGGAAACCAGGAUUACUUUCUCCUCUUUUCAUAAGGUGCCAGGGGAUAUUUAAUUUGCACAUCACACAUGGUCAAACGGGAAAUGUUUAAUGUCUCAUCAGAAAGCACCAUUAACAGUGAGGUCCCUUUCCCUCUCUCAUUAGAGUACGGUCUUUGCAGCUGAGCCCAAGUUCCAGUGUAGAUUUAAAAUUGCACCUUUUUAGCCUAGCAGUGAAGGCAGCAAUAAUUAGCUCGUCUAUUACAGUAUUUUUCUGAAAAAACACAACGAAGAGGGGAUGCAAAACACUUUGUAUCAAUGUGAUUAUGGUUAAUAUUUUGAAAUGCACAAAAUUCAAGGAAUUUGAAUGUUAAGGUUUCUGUAGUUACUGUAACUGCAUUUUUGUAUGUUGGUAUUUCUUUGUAUUGUGUUAGCCUUUAUGCCUUAAUAUGUAUGUGCAAUGUGACUAACUUACAGUUGGGCUACGUCUACAUUGGCCCCUUUUCCGGAAGGGGCAUGGUAAUUUUUGAAAUCGCAA
Pelodiscus sinensis (Chinese soft-shelled turtle) is the source of this 3232-nucleotide messenger RNA. It is a transcript of the gene SIRT3, whose product is annotated as sirtuin 3. Gene Ontology annotation, cellular component: nucleus. The record is from RefSeq and is a predicted model, not a curated record. Lineage: Eukaryota; Metazoa; Chordata; Testudines; Trionychidae. Gene Ontology annotation, molecular function: NAD+ binding; histone deacetylase activity, NAD-dependent.